Messenger RNA from Aspergillus steynii IBT 23096, 891 nucleotides. RefSeq names its product GA4 desaturase family protein. The transcript has 2 exons. Gene Ontology annotation, molecular function: oxidoreductase activity. NCBI's taxonomy places the organism in Eukaryota, Fungi, Ascomycota, Eurotiomycetes, Eurotiales, Aspergillaceae. The record is from RefSeq and is a predicted model, not a curated record. Bases 1 to 891 code for a protein of 296 amino acids.
AUGAGUCUUUCUCAAGCCGUCAAAACCACCCUCAACUACUAUCCCACCUGCUCGGUCGCUGGCCGACAAAUCGUCCUGGGCACCAUCGGCACCUACCGUCGACCUAUGGACCCCCGUCCAGCGACCAUCCAGGACGUGCGCGGCCGCGAGAGCACCUUUAAUCUGGACGUGCACGGAUUCCAAUUCCUGCGUCAUCCCAGCCCGCAUGUCUCGUCGUUCACGGAGUCCGUGGUCAAGAAAUACAUGUAUCCCGAGGCCGUGGAUAUUCUGAAACAAGCCACCGGCGCCACCAGAGCCCACGUCUUCUCACACAUCACGCGCAACGCGCCGUACGAGAAAGUCGAAGAACUAGUGGCCUCCAAAGAGUCGGACACCAAACCGACCAGCAUGAUGGUCCCGGGCCGACUCAUCCACGUCGACCAAUCCGAGUCCGGCGCCCUGGACAUCCUGAAAGACAACAUGUCGGCGGAGGAAGUCGCCCGGCUGUCCAGGUCCCGCUGGGGCAUCGUCAACAUCUGGCGGCCGUUGAAGCCCGUGCCGCGCGACCCGUUGGCCGUGGCUGAUGCGCGGUCCGUGAGAGACGAAGAUCUCGUCGAGGUCUAUGCAAGGCUUCCGGGGAAGGGGGAGAAGAAUUACGAGGCGACGACUCAGGGGGCGGGGUUUGGUAUGCUGUAUGGAAUGUAUGGAGAGGGCCAGAAGUGGUAUUAUUUGUCGGGAAUGAGGCCGGAUGAGGUCAUGUUGAUUAAGUGUUUUGAUUCGAAGGAUGAUGGCAGUGUGGCGAGGAGGUCGCCGCAUACGGCGUUUGUGGAUCCCAGGACGCAGGAGGUCAAGGAGGCAAGGGAGAGUGUGGAGUUGAGAUGUUUGGUGUUUUUCGAGGAUCAGACUGUCUAG